Molecule: messenger RNA, 1077 nt
Organism: Wickerhamiella sorbophila
Lineage: Eukaryota; Fungi; Ascomycota; Dipodascomycetes; Dipodascales; Trichomonascaceae
Product: Peroxisomal membrane protein PEX16
Exons: 1
Coding region: 1-1077 (358 amino acids)
Biological process (GO): peroxisome organization
Cellular component (GO): peroxisomal membrane
Source: RefSeq, a predicted model, not a curated record
AUGGCUGGUUUCGAGAAUUGGCUCGUGGCCAACUCCAGUUACAUGGCUAACGCCGAAAAUGUGGUCAGAAUGCUGACGCUGUUUGCACCUGGCCAGAACAACGACGUCGAGCUCGUGUCUGAGGCGGCAGGCUCGCUAUUGCAGGGUCUGGGUGUUUAUCACAGCGGCAUCGUCGCACGCGUGCUGGCAGAGAAAAAGCUGCCCCUUUCCCCGCAUGCCAGGUACAUCAAGGCACAGAUGGAGGAGUCAAAAUCAUACGCAGCCGUCGCGUAUACUUUGAGUGCAGUACGGUGCACUGAGCUGCUAAUUGAGAUGCUGGCCCGGCAGAAGGGCGGUGAAGAUGGGCGAUGGAAGGCUGUUACUGGCGUGGAGAGUGUCAAGGCCGUGCUGAGGCUUCUGUUGCUUGCAAUUGCCCAACGUCCAGUUGCCAUGCCACCAGUAUUCGAGCGGGAAAUGGAUCCAGAGGCAGUUGAGCAGCUUGUUCUUGGGGUCGACAACCCUGCGGAAGCUGCCCUGCAAGAAGGCCCCAAGCCACCCAUCCCGCAAAGACUUGAACGCAGCGGUAAAACCUUCCCCCCGUUGGAGGCGUCGCUCAAUGUCGAAUUUGCCCGCGAGACCAUGGCGGCCAAAAUGCUAAAGGCCGAAGACCUGCGCCCCGCGGCUCAGCUUAUAAGAAAGCUUCAGGCCAAGACGUUCGCUGGCGACCUGCUUUCUAUUCUCCGUCCCGUGAUCUACUCUUUGCUCGCCUACAAAUACCGUAAAAACAAGCAGUCCUGGACGCCCUGGUUGACCGGCGUGCUAUUAGAGGUUUUGGGUCGUCAGCUCUCUGCUCAAGGAUUCACUGCGGCCGGCCGCAAUUCCGUGAGCAGCGUGGAGCUCGAGCAACUCAAACGCAAGACCUCCAGUCUCUGGAGCUGGGCCCUUCGCGACCCCCUGUACAAUAGCUUGACCCGGCCGUUUAUCGUUGGGUUUGCCAACAAGCUCAACCGCGUGCCGCUUCUUAAUAUGUUCAGCGUGCUUGUGCACGACUACCUGUAUCUGCUCGAUACCUACUACUUCCCCUCGGCCUCUAUAUAG